AUGAGAGGGGAAAAUCACACAUCCAUGGCACAAUUCAUCCUCAUUGGCUUCUCAGAGGACCCAAGCCUGCAGCCCAUCCUCUUUGGGCUAUUCCUGUCCAUGUACCUGAUCACUGUGCUUGGAAAUCUUCUCAUCAUAUUGGCCAUCACCUCUGAUCCCCAUCUCCAUACCCCUAUGUAUUUCUUCCUCUCCAAACUCUCUUUUGUGGACAUCUGCUUCACCUCCACCACCAUUCCCAAGAUGCUGGUGAAUAUCCAGACACAGAGGAAGGACUUCUCCUACUCAGAGUGCCUCACUCAGUUGUAUUUCUUCAUGAUUUUUGGUGGAAUGGAUAAUUUCCUAUUGACAGUCAUGGCCUUUGAUAGAUUUGUGGCCAUCUGUCAUCCAUUAAACUACUCAGUUACUAUGAACACUCAUUUCUGUAGUCUCCUGGUCCUUGUGUCUUGGAUUAUCAUGUUCUGUGUUGCCAUGCUCCAUGUCCUGCUGAUAAAGCUACUGACAUUCUCCGUGGGCACCAAGAUUCCACAUUUCUUCUGUGAAUUAGUUCAACUUCUCAAGGCAGCCAGUUCUGACACUCUGGUCAAUACAAUCUGCUUGUACCUGUCAGCUGCUUUAUUUGGGGUUUUUCCUGCCACAGGGAUCCUGUUCUCUUACUAUCAGAUUCUCUCCUCUUUAAUGAAGAUGUCCUCCACCACUAGCAAGCACAAAGCUUUCUCCACCUGUGGUUCUCACCUCUGUGUUGUCUGCUUGUUCUAUGGGACAGGACUGGGGGUUUAUCUCAGUUCUGCUGUUUCCUAUUCUGCUGAUAGAAGCAUGAUGGCCUCAGUGAUGUACACAGUGGUCACCCCCAUGCUGAACCCCUUCAUCUACAGCCUGAGAAACAAGGAUGUGAAAGGGGCCCUGGGGAGACUCCUCAGCAGAGCCAUCUCCUUUCCUUCCUGA
This is a messenger RNA of Dipodomys ordii (Ord's kangaroo rat), 942 nucleotides long. Its product is annotated as olfactory receptor 7D4-like. The transcript has a single exon. The record is from RefSeq and is a predicted model, not a curated record. Gene Ontology annotation, molecular function: G protein-coupled receptor activity; olfactory receptor activity. The coding region runs from base 1 to 942 and encodes 313 amino acids. Lineage: Eukaryota; Metazoa; Chordata; Mammalia; Rodentia; Heteromyidae. Gene Ontology annotation, biological process: G protein-coupled receptor signaling pathway. Gene Ontology annotation, cellular component: membrane.